Colletotrichum truncatum is the source of this 1053-nucleotide messenger RNA. RefSeq names its product elongator complex associated protein kti2. The record is from RefSeq and is a predicted model, not a curated record. NCBI's taxonomy places the organism in Eukaryota, Fungi, Ascomycota, Sordariomycetes, Glomerellales, Glomerellaceae. Gene Ontology annotation, biological process: tRNA wobble uridine modification.
AUGCCUUUAAUCAUAGUCUCCGGCCUCCCGACGUCGGGCAAAACGACCCGUGCGAAACAGCUCCAGGCGCACCUCGCGAAGCGCAUCGCCGCCGCCGCCGCCGAGCCCUCCUCGACAGGAGGAAGUAAGCAGCCCUACAGGUUACACUACAUCUCGGACUCGACGCUCUCGAUCUCAAGAGAGGUUUACGACCUCGACCCGAACAAGGUGCGCGCACACACACGCUCGGCCAACGCCUCGGAGAAGGACGCUCGCGCGGCCGUCUACGGCGCUGUUAAGCGCGUACUGACGGACCGCGACAUUGUCAUUCUGGACGGUAUGAACUACAUCAAGGGCUGGCGGUACCAGCUGCACUGCGAGGCCAAGGCCGUGCGGACCCCGAGCGUGAUUUUGCAGAUUGGGUGUGGGGUCGAGAGGGCCAGAGGAAUCAACGAGGAGCGGCUGAGGAAGAGGGAGGAGGCUGCGCCGACGACGGAGACAGUUACGGAAGGAGAGGAGAAAAAGAAGGACGGCAGCGACGAGGACAAGGUUGGCGACGAGCAGGCUUACGACAAGGAGAACUGGGAGAAUCUCGUGUUCCGCUACGAAGAGCCGAAUCCCAUGACGCGGUGGGACAGCCCGCUCUUCACGCUCAUCUGGGACGACGACGAGGCGCAGGCUUCCAAGGUGUUUGACGACCUCUGGGACGCGAUCGCGGGGACGGGCCGUAAGGUCGUGAAGCCGAACCAGGCGACUGUCCAACGCAGCCGCGACGCUGGCGGGGAUUACCUCUACGUGCUGGACCGCGAGACGCAGGAUGUCGUCAAGAAGAUCCUGGAUGGACAGGGCGACGAGGAGGGCGGUGAGGUCAAGAUUCCCAACGGCGGUGAUGAGCUGACGGUGCAGCUUCCGGGCCGCAAGGUAGGGCUGCCGCAGCUGCAGAGGCUGCGGCGGGCCUUUGUCGGGCUGAACCGUGGAGGCAUCGGGCUUGAGGGUGUGGGCAACUUCAGCGUGGAGCGGAUGAGGGAGAGUUUCGUCGGGUACCUCAACGGUAGCUUCGAACAGGAGGGCUGA